This is a messenger RNA of Rangifer tarandus platyrhynchus (Svalbard reindeer), 330 nucleotides long. Lineage: Eukaryota; Metazoa; Chordata; Mammalia; Artiodactyla; Cervidae. The record is from the annotation of a GenBank genome assembly.
AUGGCCUCUGAAAAGACACACACUUUUUCAAAGACAGUGAAAAUACUCCGUGGAACAUAUGCUCAGAGCUACCGUCCUCGGAGCCCGGGACGUGGAGCGGGGGUGGGGGUAGGGGGUUGGCAGGACGGAGCCAUCGUCCCAAAUGAACUGCAGAGUUCCUGUGCCGGAACUCAGGGAGGGAUGCUAGGGAAGCAGCAUGACUGCUCAGAAAAUUACAUACAGUGUCUGCCGUUCUUUUGCCACUGUACUUUGAGAUACUGCGUGUUUUAUUCCCCUGAAAAAAGCCUCAUCUUCGUUCCUCCAUGUUGGACUCUUACUAGCAAGAGUUGA